ACAGCAAAAACAAGAUGUUCUUCGUCGACCCACGUAUGGAAAAGCUGUGCGUUCCAUGAGUCAAAGGUCAUUAUCAUUGGAACUGCAUACGAGGAAAUCAAACCUAGCUAAGGAGGCCAAUCGCAGUCAUCCUUUCGUCCGAUCAACACAUCCUUUCCACCGGGAACAGAAGUGUAGUGUUUCGCGUUCGAUCACGACACAUUCCGUUUGCUUCACGGUUUCACGGCAAAGCGGUGCGCGGUUUCAUAUUUUCGCCGAUAGCAUUCCGGAAGGUAGCGUAUUCGCCCGAAAAAAAAACGACGGAAAUGUUUAACCUGUUCUCGGCAAAGGAGAAAACGAAAACCACCGGAGGUGGCCCCCUUCAGGGCUACAAAAUUACGGAUGUCGAGCGGAGCCGCAAGUACGGCGUGGCAGCUGAUUCACUUCGCAUGCUCCGGGCAAAGGCGUCCGAAAAAUUCAAGAUUUCGGAAUGUCGUGUAUACCUUGCCCAGGAUGGGGUGGAAGUGACUGAUGAGGAAUACUUUCGGACACUACCAGCUCAGAUACUGUUCGUCGUAGCGAGCAAGGACACGAUCGUGAAGACGGAUUUUGAGCUGAUGUACAACGCUAUUAAAUCGGCUCACACCGAUCUGCUGCAUGCGGGAGAACUAGCUCAACAAUUCGUGAGCAAUAAUCAGCCGGAAAUUUCGAAAAUUCUUUACAAUGCUCAACGUGGUCGGGAUGAUCUGAUUCAACGUAGCGCUCGAACCGAACACGCGGAAUGGUUUGUCGGUAUUGAAGAUCGUGCUGUGAAGACGAAGGAGGAAAUAAUGAAGAGACGCGGACAGGACCGAAUUCGUGGAUAUUUUUAUAAAACGAAGGAUGAGCUAACGAAAUGUUCCAUGUACCGUGCCAGCCCGAUGGCACGUGAACUGAUUGAUGAGAUGCUGGAACUGUUCCGGCAGCUGCUGGUGGGAUUUGACUAUUUCAGUUGCAUGUUUGAUCGUAGCUGCCAGCGACGGCUCGAACUGAAGCCGGACAACACCGAUGAUGCGGAUGAACCGGACGCACAAAGAAUUCCACCGAAGCGUUUAAAGUUACUGGUGCAGAAUUCGCUCGGGUCUAACUGCCAAAUUGACCGAUACAAUGUGGCGCUGUGCAGCGAAAUGGGGGACUUUCGGUGCAUGGGCGUGUGGAAGGAUGAGCGGUGCCGAUACGUUAGCCAUCGCAUUAAUCCAUACGCUAGUAGGGAAAAUUUAAUCCUCUUCCAGGUGUGGAAUCUGGAUCAUCAGAUCGAGAUCAGCCGAACCGUGCUGCCGUCGAUACUGGACAAUGUGGAGCGUAUGGUGUCACGGGAAAGUGACGCGAUCUGUAAGCUGCAUCGGCGCAAGGGCAAAACACUGUCUGUGAUAACGUACUUUCUAGAGCUGUUUACGCUCAGCAAUUUAAAGUUGGUGCACAUCGUUUGCCACGACAAGACCGUCCACGAGUUGAUCUCGAACGGGACGAUCAUUUGCGAUCGGUGCGAGGAAUAUAAGUAUAUUAAGCAAUUUCAACGUAAGCUACGUUCGCAGAAGGAUGCACUGCUGUAAGACAGACAGUGUGGCAAGGAUAAGCGUUAGGUAGUGCCAACGAUCUCGCGUAAAUAAGUCAAAUAUUUAAGCAAAAUAUAUUCUACAAAUAAACGUUCACCUCAUGUGCGCAAUAAUGUGUUCG
Molecule: messenger RNA, 1695 nt
Organism: Anopheles funestus (African malaria mosquito)
Lineage: Eukaryota; Metazoa; Arthropoda; Insecta; Diptera; Culicidae
Gene: Drep4
Product: DNA fragmentation factor subunit beta
Exons: 4
Coding region: 306-1571 (421 amino acids)
Biological process (GO): apoptotic process; apoptotic DNA fragmentation
Cellular component (GO): nucleus; cytoplasm
Molecular function (GO): DNA endonuclease activity
Source: RefSeq, a predicted model, not a curated record